Molecule: messenger RNA, 4823 nt
Organism: Loxodonta africana (African savanna elephant)
Lineage: Eukaryota; Metazoa; Chordata; Mammalia; Proboscidea; Elephantidae
Gene: RAPGEF1
Product: Rap guanine nucleotide exchange factor 1
Exons: 25
Coding region: 779-4054 (1091 amino acids)
Biological process (GO): positive regulation of GTPase activity; Ras protein signal transduction
Cellular component (GO): plasma membrane
Molecular function (GO): guanyl-nucleotide exchange factor activity
Source: RefSeq, a predicted model, not a curated record
GUGAAGUGCCCAAAGCCCAGAGCUAUUCCUGGAAGCUCAGCCCUUCCUCCUGCCCUGAGGAGCCAGACUGGUUUUUACUCAGCUGCCAUUUAUUGAGGAUUUGCUCUGUAUUGGGCCCUUGGCUAAAAGCUUGAUACACAGGAUCACAUUUAAUCUUCACAACAACCCUAAGAGGUAGGUCCUGAAGUUAUAUUUAUUUUAUACGUGAGGAAAUUGAGGCUCAGAGAGGUGAAAACUUUGUCCAAGUAGUGGCCCAGCUUGAGUUAAAGCACAGACUGCCUGAUUCAAAAGCCUGUGUGCUACGUGCUGUGCCCACGACCUGCUCAGCCCAUCCUUUAGUUAACAAACCUUUUCACAAAUCUUAAAUCCUUAUAAUCAAGAAAGUUCUUCCUAAUGUUCGCAAGUUGUCCUUUGUAUGUAUUUGGAAAUGGGGGGUAUGAUUUCAGUAAGUGACCUUUAAGUCCUGUCCAGCGCCAAAAUUCUGAGCCCCUUAUAUUGUAGGUAAAAAGAAAUUAACAGCCAUGAUGUUUCUCAAGAUCAGCUGUGGUAAUUUUGGAACUGCCUCAAAGUGUUUCUACCAUGACCUUGACUUUGUGGUCCCUUGUAUGGUUCAUGUUAAGAGACUCCUCCCAUUCCCUGCAAAAUUAGGCCCUGACAGAAACCACUGCUAAGUUGGGAUCCCACCUGCUGCUACAAGUGACAUUUGAAAGAAGGCCAGUUGAUACCAGACAGAGAUCAUUGUUAGGCCUGGCCAAACGAUCAAGUUGAAAAUUGAAGAAUGGAAUACCGGAACCUGACAGACCACUUUGGAAGAAGUUGGUUUGGCUUUGACUCUCAGCGUUCUCAUCUCUCCUCCUUCACCAUGAAGCUGAUGGACAAAUUCCACUCGCCCAAAAUCAAGAGAACGCCAUCAAAGAAGGGAAAACCAGCUGAGGUGUCUGUGAAGAUUCCAGAGAAGCCUGUGAACAAAGAGGCAACAGACAGAUUUCUACCAGAGGGCUACCCUAUUCCCUUGGAUCUGGAGCAGCAGACAGUAGAAUUUAUGUCCACCAGUGCUGUGGCUUCCAGGUCUCAAAGGCAGAAGAACCUGAGCUGGCUGGAAGAGAAAGAGAAGGAAGUUGUCAGUGCCUUGCGCUACUUUAAGACCAUUGUGGACAAAAUGGCAAUUGAUAAGAAGGUACUGGAGAUGCUUCCAGGGUCAGCCAGCAAGGUGCUGGAAGCCAUUCUACCCCUGGUGCAAAGCGAUCCUCGAAUUCAACACAGCUCCGCCCUCUCCUCUUGCUAUAGCCGAGUGUACCAAAGUCUCGCCAACCUCAUUCGUUGGUCUGACCAAGUGAUGUUGGAAGGUGUGAACUCAGAAGAUAAAGAGAUGGUGACAACUGUGAAGGGCGUCAUCAAAGCCGUGCUGGACGGAGUGAAGGAGCUGGUCAGACUUACCAUCGAGAAGCAGGGGCAUCCAUCUCCAACAAGCCCAGUGAAGCCCAGCUCCCCGGCCUGCAAACCUGACAGCCAGUCUGAGCUCCCCCUGACAGAUCGAGAGAUGGAGAUUCUAAACAAGACAACUGGGAUGUCGCAGUCGACUGAGCUGCUCCCAGACUCCAUGGAUGAAGAGGUCGCACCUCCCAAGCCCCCUUUACCUGGCAUCCGGGUGGUUGAUAAUAGCCCUCCACCAGCAUUGCCACCCAAGAAAAGACAGUCGGCUCCAUCCCCUACCCGAGUGGCUGUAGUGGCCCCCAUGAGCCGAGCUACCAGUGGCUCCAGUUUGCCUGUAGGAAUUAAUAGGCAGGAUUUUGACGUUGACUGUUACACACAGAGACGCCUGUCAGGAGGCAGCCACUCAUACGGUGGAGAGUCCCCUCGCCUUUCCCCCUGCAGCAGCAUAGGCAAGCUCAGCAAGUCGGACGAGCAGCUGUCCUCUCUGGACAGGGACAGUGGGCAGUGCUCCCGGAACACAAGCUGUGAAACACUAGAUCACUAUGACCCUGACUAUGAAUUCCUCCAGCAAGACCUCUCUAACGCAGACCAGAUACCUCAGCAAGUGGCCUGUAACCUUAGCCCAUUGCCAGAGUCCUUGGGGGAGUCUGGGUCUCCAUUUCUUGGCCAUCCUUUCCAGCUGCCUCUUGGCAGCUGUCCACAGCCAGAGGGGCCCUUGGCCCUGGGGCAGCAGACAGACACACCGCCUGCUCUCCCAGAGAAGAAGCGCCGGAGUGCAGCCUCCCAGACCACGGACAGCUCUGGCCGCAGGGUAUCCUACGAGCGGCACCCCUCGCAGUAUGACAACAUCUCCGAGGAUGACCUGCAGAUGCCAGCCUCAGUCCAGUCCAUCCCCUUCACACCCUUUGCUGCCAUUCUCCCCUUUCAGCAAGGAGGGUCCCCGGCCCCUGUCGAGUUUGUGGGUGAUUUCACUGUUCCAGAUUCAACGGGUGACCCAGAAAAACCACCACCUCUCCCAGAGAAGAAAAACAAACACAUGCUGGCCUACAUGCAGCUGCUCGAGGACUACUCGGAGCCCCAACCCUCCAUGUUCUACCAGACACCACAGAAUGAGCACAUCUACCAGCAGAAGAACAAGCACCUCAUGGAAGUGUACGGCUUCAAUGACUCCUUCAGCAGUGGAGACUCAGCGCAGGAGCUGGCCCCGCCUCCCGCUCUCCCCCCCAAGCAGCGGCAGCUGGAAUCACCAGCUGUGAAAGAUGGACAUCCCAAAGGUUCCUCGUCAGUUGGCGGUGCACCUGGGAAGGAAAACAGAGAAGGUGGUGAAAGGGCACCAAAGUCACCAGAUGCUCUGGAGGCGGCUCAGUCAGAGGAGGAAGUAGAUGAGCUGUCCCUGAUCGACCACAAUGAAAUUAUGGCAAGGUUGACACUCAAGCAAGAGGGUGACGAUGGACCAGACGUCCGUGGAGGGUCUGGGGAUAUCUUACUGGUCCAUGCUACUGAGACGGACAGGAAAGACUUGGUAUUGUACUGUGAAGCUUUCUUGACAACUUACCGAACCUUCAUCACCCCUGAGGAACUCAUCAAGAAGCUGCAAUACAGAUACGAGAAAUUUUCUCCCUUCGCCGACACAUUCAAGAAGCGUGUCAGCAAGAACACAUUCUUCGUGCUGGUGAGAGUGGUGGAUGAGCUGUGCCUAGUGGAGUUGACAGAAGAGAUUUUGAAGCUGUUGAUGGAGCUGGUAUUUCGACUGGUGUGCAACGGAGAGCUCAGCCUUGCCCGCGUGCUCCGGAAGAACAUCCUGGACAAGGUGGACCAGAAGAAGUUGCUCAGGUGUGCCAACUCUGACCAGCCCCUGGCAGCCAGGGGAGUAGCAGCCAGGCCGGGGACCUUGCAUGACUUUCACAGCCAUGAGAUAGCAGAGCAGCUGACACUGCUGGAUGCUGAGCUGUUCUAUAAAAUAGAGAUCCCCGAGGUUUUGCUUUGGGCAAAAGAGCAAAAUGAGGAGAAGAGCCCCAACCUGACCCAGUUCACUGAGCACUUCAACAAUAUGUCCUACUGGGUCCGGUCAAUAAUCAUGUUACAGGAAAAGGCCCAGGACAGGGAACGGCUGCUAUUGAAGUUCAUCAAGAUCAUGAAGCACUUACGGAAGCUAAAUAAUUUCAACUCCUAUCUGGCCAUCCUCUCUGCGCUGGACUCGGCACCCAUCCGCAGGCUGGAGUGGCAGAAGCAGACCUCAGAGGGCCUGGCCGAGUACUGCACGCUGAUUGACAGCUCCUCCUCCUUCCGUGCCUACCGGGCAGCCCUCUCGGAGGUGGAGCCUCCCUGCAUCCCAUACCUGGGGCUGAUUCUGCAGGACCUCACCUUUGUUCACCUGGGAAACCCAGACUAUAUUGAUGGGAAAGUGAAUUUCUCCAAACGGUGGCAGCAGUUCAACAUCCUCGACAGCAUGCGGUGCUUCCAGCAGGCGCAUUAUGACAUCCGGAGAAACGAUGAUAUUGUGAACUUCUUCAAUGACUUCAGUGACCACCUGGCUGAGGAGGCCCUAUGGGAACUCUCUCUGAAAAUCAAACCCAGGAACAUAACAAGGAGAAAAACAGACCGGGAAGAGAAAACCUAGGAGCAGGUGCAUGAGCGAGGAGAACGCUCAAGAGAGGCUCAGCGGGCAGCUCCGAGACCGGACGAGACUUUGGACCUGGUGAACGGCGGCAGUCCCUCUCCCUGCGCAGGCUGCAAGUGUCCGGGCCUCGGAGCCCCAGGCCCGGCCAGGCCUCUGGUGUGAUGACAGGGCUGGAGCCGGAACCUGCUGGCAGCUUCCCACUCUCCCUCCUCUGCAGGAGAAGACCCUAUGGCCCACAGAGGAGCCAACCCAGCAGGUGUUAGGACUGAUUUGUGAACUGGUGGUUUCCCAAUUUUUAAUUUUUUCUGCUUUCACUUCUCUUUCCCCUGUCUCCCUCCCGCCCACACCCCUCCAGCCCAGGAGCAGCACAGAUGGCAUAAGUGGGACGAGGGACAGCUUCCCUCAGCUGGCAGUCCGCGUGUGCCGAAGGGCGUGUGAGCAGAGGCUCAGCAGGGCCCCUGGGGCUAGCAGUCCUCCAGAUGAGCUAGGAUGGAGGGAGAUUUGGAGGUGGGCCAAGAGCAGAGAGGAUCGGGGGGGGGGGGGCCCUUUCCAUUCCUUGCUUUCUAAAAUGGAGGACGGUGUGUGCUUUCGCCUGGUCCAGAGAGGUAUGGCAGGUGGGGUUUCAGCAGCCCCUCACCAGGGUACUGGCUUUCAGAACUGUCCUGCUGCUCCUGUGGGGCGCUCCUUCGUGGGGCAGUGAACAGGGGCAGCCUGCCGCCUUGCUGCACCUUAGUGUCUCCCCCACCCCACUCCGCUGGACUCCUCCUCC